UCGCUGCCGGGGCCGCUGCUGACAACAAGAUGGCGGCGGCGGCGGGUCCGGCGGGCGCUGAGAGUCGCGUGUUGGGCUACAGCCUGCACCGCUGGAGCAGCUUCUCCUCCACCUACCUGCCCGAGAAUAUCUUGGUGGAUAGACCAAAUGAUCAGUCCUCAAGAUGGUCUUCAGAAAGCAAUUAUCCUCCCCAGUAUUUGAUUCUGAAGCUUGAAAGACCUGCCAUAGUCCAGAGCAUCACAUUUGGCAAAUAUGAGAAAACGCAUGUCUGCAAUUUAAAGAAGUUUAAAGUCUUUGGUGGAAUGAAUGAGGAGAAUAUGACAGAUCUCUUAUCCAGUGGCUUAAAGAAUGAUUAUAACAAAGAAACAUUCACCUUGAAGCAUAAAAUUGAUGAACAGAUGUUCCCCUGUCGAUUCAUUAAGAUAGUUCCACUCUUAUCAUGGGGACCUAGCUUCAAUUUUAGUAUCUGGUAUGUUGAACUAAAUGGCAUUGAUGAUCCAGAUGUGGUCCAGCCGUGCCUCAACUGGUACAGCAAGUACCGUGAACAGGAAGCCAUUCGCCUUUGCCUAAAGCAUUUUCGGCAGCACAACUACACCGAGGCUUUCGAGUCGCUGCAGAAGAAAACCAAGAUUGCUCUGGAGCACCCCAUGUUGACAGACCUGCACGACAAACUGGUGUUGAAGGGGGACUUCGAUGCUUGUGAAGAACUGAUAGAAAAAGCUGUGAAUGAUGGCUUGUUCAAUCAGUAUAUCAGUCAGCAAGAGUACAAACCUCGCUGGGGGCAGAUUAUCCCCAAAAGCACCAAAGGUGACGGGGAAGACAGUCGGCCAGGGAUGAGAGGUGGCCAUCAGAUGGUUAUAGAUGUGCAGACAGAAACUGUAUAUUUGUUUGGUGGCUGGGAUGGAACUCAGGAUCUGGCUGACUUCUGGGCAUAUAGUGUGAAGGAAAACCAGUGGACCUGUAUAUCCAGGGAUACCGAGAAAGAGAGCGGUCCCAGUGCCAGGUCCUGUCACAAGAUGUGCAUUGACAUCCAGCGACGGCAGAUCUACACCCUGGGGCGGUACCUGGAUUCCUCCGUGAGGAACAGCAAGUCCCUGAAAAGUGACUUCUACCGCUACGACAUCGACACCAACACCUGGAUGUUGCUGAGCGAGGACACCGCUGCAGAUGGAGGCCCCAAGCUGGUGUUUGAUCAUCAGAUGUGCAUGGAUUCUGAAAAACACAUGAUCUACACCUUUGGAGGCCGAAUCCUGACCUGCAAUGGCAGUGUGGAUGACAGCAGAGCCAGUGAGCCCCAGUUCAGCGGCUUGUUUGCUUUCGACUGCCAGUGCCAGACGUGGAAACUUCUGAGGGAGGAUUCCUGCAACGCCGGACCCGAGGAUAUCCAGUCCCGGAUAGGGCACUGCAUGUUGUUCCAUUCUAAAAAUCGCUGCUUAUAUGUAUUUGGUGGCCAGAGAUCAAAGACUUAUUUGAACGACUUCUUCAGUUAUGAUGUGGACAGUGACCACGUGGACAUUAUCUCAGAUGGCACGAAAAAAGAUUCAGGGAUGGUUCCAAUGACAGGUUUCACUCAAAGGGCCACCAUUGAUCCCGAACUGAAUGAAAUCCACGUCUUGUCAGGGCUCAGUAAAGACAAGGAGAAGCGGGAAGAGAACGUGAGGAAUUCCUUCUGGAUUUAUGACAUUGUGAGGAACAGCUGGUCUUGUGUCUAUAAGAAUGACCAAGCAGCAAAAGAAAAUCCAGGUAAAAGCCUUCAGGAAGAGGAACCCUGCCCAAGGUUUGCCCAUCAGCUGGUGUACGAUGAGUUGCACAAGGUUCAUUACUUAUUUGGAGGGAAUCCUGGUAAAUCCUGCUCUCCAAAGAUGAGAUUAGAUGAUUUCUGGUCUCUGAAGCUCUGUCGACCUUCAAAGGAAUACCUGCUAAGACACUGCAAAUACCUCAUCAGAAAGCACAGGUUUGAAGAGAAAGCUCAGACUGACCCUCUUAGUGCACUGAAGUACCUGCAGAAUGAUUUAUAUGUAACCGUGGAUCACUCAGACCCUGAGGAGACAAAGGAGGAAUUUGUUCCCAUUUCCUGUUUUGAUUCCAGAUCUGCAGUGCGUGUCACUUUACAAGACGGAUUAAAGAAAUAGUGAGAAGUGUCAGAUAAGGUGGUUGAUUUGACUCUGGCAUUAUUUUCCACAUGGAGUUUGGGGCAGCCAGCUGAGAUGUGCCAGCAUUCUGCUCCUGAUGGGUAGAUAAGGAAAAGUCUGGGGUUCUUGCUGUCUCCUUUCCUUAAUGACUUGGGAAAGGAUUCAACAGCUCCUUUUAUAAAAUCAUGAUAGGAGGAGGGACAGUUCUAUUCCAUGCUGAGUCCCUGGAUUAAAUCUCUUAAUCUGUUGGCUUUAACUUGCUACUUUAGCUAAAGAAAAGAUUAUACAGACACUGAAAGGUCUUGGGGGAGAAUAUAAGAAUAUUCUUGUGCGUGCACAGGAUGGAAUUGUAGAGUUAGAAUUAGGAGAAAAGCUUACUCUUACCAGGAUCUUGGAAGUGAUCACAUUUGUCAUAAAUUCUAAUCAGCAUUUAUAAACAUGUGAGUCAACAAAAUAUUUAAGUGCUGUGACGCUCUGUUCUCUGUAAAUGGUUUCUUGUUCAAAUUGUUCCAUAUCAAGUAGUUUCACAUCCUUUCUAGUCAUUUCUAGCACAGGAAACACAACAGAUGAUCCUGCUUUUCUUAAGAUAGAAAAGGAGAUUUUUUUUUCCCGAUAUGUGCCAUCUUCCCAGUGUGGUAACACUUCCAGAGUCUUUGAGGUUGGAAAAGACCUUUAAGGUCGUCAAGUGCAACCAUUGCGUCAGCACGGCCAAGGCCACCACUAAGCCAUGUCCCCAGGUGCCACAUCUAUGUGGCUUUUAAAUACCUCCAGGGCUGGGGAUUGUAUUUCCCCAGGCAGCCUGUGCCAGAGCUGGACAACCCUUCUGGUGAAUUUUUUCCUGAUACCCAGUCUUAAUUUGAAGCCAUUUCCUCUUGUCCUGCGUUUUAACACUUGGGAGUGAUCCCCCAGCUGUCCCCUCCUGUCAGGGAGUUGUGCAGAGCCAGAAGAUCCCCCCUGAGCUUCCUUUUCUUCAGGCUGAGCCCCUUUCCCAGCUCCCUCAGCCUCAGACCCUUCCCCAGCUCAAUUCCCCUCCCUGGACAUACUCCAUCCCCUCAGUGACUUUCUUGUUGUGAGGAGCCCAAAACUGAACCCAGAAUUCAAAGUUUCUUCUUCCUGUUUGAGCUGUACUAACCCAUACAGUACCAGCCCCCAUCUUGAUGCUCUCUUUUUCCCUUCUGCUCCCUCCCACUCCUAUAAGAUAUGUCCUGUGUUCUCUGAUCUCCUUUUUUCUCCAUGUCACACCUGUGUGCUGGUAGCCUGUCUCUCCUCAGCCAGUUAUUCCUAAGGAGAUCUUGCAUCUCGUGGGUGGCUGGGCCUUUUUGUUAUUCCCUGAACAGCAAACAUCUGUGGUGUGAUGAGCAAGUGCCUCUCCUAGUUCCUGCUGCCUCCUGUCACCCACAGACCGAGGGAGCUGCUGCAGAAGCUGCAUUUUGGGCACACCUGGCACAGAAAACCCUUUAAUAUCCUCCUUUUCCCAGCUCAGUGUUCAACUUGUCUACCUUGUAGGAAUGGAGAAUUUACAUGCCUGCAUGGUCUUCUCUGAGAUUCUGGGGGAAUGUAGAAGCUGUAUCAUACCAGUAAAAACAGAAUAAAAUGUUUGAAAAAAAGAAUUACCCCUUUUUAGAGAGC
Molecule: messenger RNA, 3761 nt
Organism: Vidua chalybeata
Lineage: Eukaryota; Metazoa; Chordata; Aves; Passeriformes; Viduidae
Gene: MKLN1
Product: muskelin 1
Exons: 17
Coding region: 30-2132 (700 amino acids)
Cellular component (GO): cytoplasm
Molecular function (GO): protein binding
Source: RefSeq, a predicted model, not a curated record